CUUGGUUUUACUCUUGGCAAUGUGGUUGGGAUGUAUCUUGCUCAGAACUAUGAUAUUCCUAACAUUGCAAAGAAGCUUGAAGAUUUUAAGAAGGAUGUGGAAGCUAAGAAGAAACCUCCCAGCGACAAGUCCUAAGAAAACAAUGUUAUUACCCAGGUCACCUCUGUUCAUGCAUCAAGGGUGCAAUUUACCUUUCAGGCAACAAAGACCAAGUAGAGAGUUGGCAUGGGAGGUUCCUCUACUUUUAGUCUCCUAGAACUGGAAUGUCCUUCUUUUGAAAGAGCAGCCGUGAACCUUUCCUGGGACUGAUUUUCAAGGGUUUCAGAAUUUGGAUUUGCAGCUGAUAUGUGACUGGAUAAGAUCGUUUGUAUUUUUCGUUACUGCUUUUCCUAAUAUUUUGUAACCCAUUUUUACUUGAUCCAACUGGAGUCCUGUUAGUCCUGUUACUAUGCGUACCUCGCACUUUGUAAUACCUUAGUUCUUGGAACAUCACAAAAGAAAUUAAAUGCAUCAAGAAGUAA
Messenger RNA from Leptosomus discolor (cuckoo roller), 521 nucleotides. Lineage: Eukaryota; Metazoa; Chordata; Aves; Leptosomiformes; Leptosomidae. The record is from RefSeq and is a predicted model, not a curated record.